AUGGACAAAUUUGCAAAUCACAAGAAAAACAAACUUGAACACUCAUUUUUGGAAGAUGAAGAAGACUGGACCGGACCGGAGCGGAUGAAGAUCAUAGGAGUUUCAGAUAAGAAGAGCAAUUUAUGUUCUGAUGGAGAAAUGUCCUUAACAUCAAGAGGGCGACUGACAGCACAAACUUUUUCCUGCAUCGCCAAUGGAGAGACAUUGAGCUCACUGAGACAUUUAGAGAGAAAACACACAGAACAGAAACUCUUCACCUGCAGGAAAUGUGAGACCAACUUUACUACCUUACAAGAGAAGAAACUUCAUUUAGAAGAGCACAGAGAGAAGAAGAAGAAGUUGUUUAACUGUCAGCAGUGUGGGAAGGUUUGUAGCUCUUCUUUUAAUCUAAAAGUUCACAUAAGGACACACAGUGGUGAAAAACCUUUCUACUGCACUGAAUGUGGCAAAUAUUUCAGCAGCAAACAAAGUCUUGUUGCUCAUCAGACAAUUCACACAGGAGAAAAACCAUACGAGUGUUCUCACUGUGAGAAGAGAUUCAGCCUCAAAGCCCAUGUGAGGAUACACAUGCGUUUACACACCAAUGAGAGACCGUAUCAGUGUAGUCAAUGUGAAAAAACCUUUACACAGUCAAGCAUUUUAAAAUCACACCAAAAAACACACAGUGAAGAGAAACUCUUUCAAUGUUCACACUGUGAUAAACGUUUCAAGCUGAAAUCUCAUCUGAAAUGUCACGAGAGGAUUCACACUGGAGAGAAACCUCAUCUCUGCUCACACUGUGGUAAGAGCUUCUCGGAUCCAUCUCAACUCAGACUUCAUCUGAGAGUUCACACUGGAGAGAAACCGUAUUACUGUAAAGAUUGUGGCAAGAGUUUCAGUCGACAUCAAAUUUUAGUGUCACACCAGAAAAUUCAUACAGGUGAAAAACCUUACAAGUGCUCUGAGUGUGAGAAGACGUUUGCUCAACCACAUGCCCUGAAGACCCAUCAGAGACUUCAUACUGGAGAGAAACCAUACCAGUGCUCCAUCUGUGGAGAGAGAUUCACUCAUUUAGGAAGUUUUCAUACUCACCAGAAGAAACAUGCAAAGGAACAAGCUACACUUGAAUCAUCAUAG
Messenger RNA from Paramisgurnus dabryanus, 1116 nucleotides. RefSeq lists its product as uncharacterized. Gene Ontology annotation, biological process: regulation of transcription by RNA polymerase II. The record is from RefSeq and is a predicted model, not a curated record. Gene Ontology annotation, molecular function: DNA-binding transcription factor activity, RNA polymerase II-specific; RNA polymerase II transcription regulatory region sequence-specific DNA binding. Lineage: Eukaryota; Metazoa; Chordata; Actinopteri; Cypriniformes; Cobitidae. Gene Ontology annotation, cellular component: nucleus.